Acipenser ruthenus (sterlet) is the source of this 1450-nucleotide messenger RNA. Its product is annotated as collagen and calcium-binding EGF domain-containing protein 1-like. The transcript has 11 exons. Gene Ontology annotation, molecular function: calcium ion binding. NCBI's taxonomy places the organism in Eukaryota, Metazoa, Chordata, Actinopteri, Acipenseriformes, Acipenseridae. The record is from RefSeq and is a predicted model, not a curated record. The coding region runs from base 282 to 1427 and encodes 381 amino acids.
GCGUGCGUGCAGCUCACCAGCACCCUCAGGGCUGUGGAUAUCAAAGCAGCUACAGCAGCAGGCAGGUCAGACAAGAAGACACUCGCAAUUUAAAAGGGUGGUGGAGGAUAUUUCACAAAGUGGACACAGGGUUAAUGAAACCUUAACCAGGCAAAGGUCACGCUGGAUUUCAUUGUAAGCACUUCCAAAAGUCCUGAGCAAGACGGUUCUGAUCUGUUGAGCACAUUGGAUAGAGUGCUGCUUUUUUUCUCACAGAUUCAGAAAGUGAGAGAGAGAGAGAGAUGGAGAUUUGUGAAGCUCGCCUCUCGGUUUUUCUCACCUUAUUCCUAGUCCCAUGUGUUUCUACUGUCACUGCUUCAUACAACCACACAGGACCAGGAUUUCAGAGAGAAGGCUGUCCAGACAACAAGAUUGUGACCAUCGAGUACCCCUGUGCCAAGGCAGGGGGGGAGAAGGGCAUCUGCUUCAGGAAGAAAUGCUGUGAAGGCUACAGGUUUGUGAUGGGCCAAUGCAUUUCAGAAAGUGUGGAUGUGUGUGCAGGCUCGUCCUGUGAGCAGCAGUGCACUGAUAACUUCGGCCAGGUCCUGUGCACCUGCUACCCCGGGUAUCGGUUCGACAGAGAACGUCAUCGCAACCACCAGCACCCCUACUGCCUCGAUGUGGAUGAGUGUGAGGAUUGGAAUGGCACGCAGUGUGAGCAGCUCUGUGAGAACGUGCCUGGCAGUUAUCGGUGCCGCUGCCGCUCCGGGUACAGACUGCAGCCUGACGGAAGAUCCUGCUCCACCAGGAACAGCGGUGCUGCUGUGGAAGGCUCGCCUGGGAAGUCGGAAACCCUGAUGAGCGCCGGGUCCUGUUCCCUCACCUGCCAGGAGUUCACCAGCAUAAAGCAGAGCCUGCUACAGCUCAAACAGAUGCUGUGUCCCAGGAUGGAUAAUAGCAGUGGCAAGCCCAUCUCGGGGGGACACAGCAGGAAGAGUCCCGAGAGCCUACAGGGCCCCCCUGGGCCCCGCGGACCCCCAGGAAGCCCAGGGGAACCAGGAAUGAGAGGGAAGCCUGGAGUGAGGGGGCUGCCCGGCCCUCAGGGGCCACGAGGAAACAUGGGACCCAUGGGACCCACCCCAGACCUGUCUCACAUCAAGAGGGGGCGGAGAGGAGCAAUGGGAUCUUCAGGGGCCCCGGGAGGAAAUGGACAGAAGGGUGAAAGGGGGCUCCCUGGUCCCAGAGGCCUGCCGGGUCCUCCUGGCUCCUUCGACUUCUUGCUACUAAUGAUGGCCGACAUACGCCAUGACAUCAUCGACCUUCAAGAAAAAGCGUUCGGGAGGAGGUGGGGCAUUGCACUGGAGACCAUGCCCCCAGCUGGGAAGGAGGCGGGGUCAAGCGAGUGGGGUUCAGGACAGGACAAACUGCUGUCUGGUUUGAACACAUGACAGGGAGGCUUAGUGCUUUAUUU